AUGAAGACCAUGAAGAAGAGCAUGGGCAUGAACAAGAUGCUAGGGACGAUCAAGCGCAGGGCCACCGCGGGUAUCGGCGGCGCCGAAGCUGUUUCAGGGCCUCAGGGAGACAGCCCCGAGGCCAUGGCCUUCCAGGCAGUAGCGGGCGACGAAGUCCUCUACCUCCCCACCAUCGUCGAUGCCGCCGAAUCCUCUCCCGCCGCCUCCGCCGAGUGCGCCAAGCUCAUCCGCAAAUUCCUCGCCCGCGAGAACAUCUCACGUCCUUCUCUGCAGUACAACGCCAUUAUGCUGCUGCGCAUCCUAACCGACAACCCCAACAUAGCUACCUUUACGCGCAACUUUGACAAGAAGUUCGUCGACACCGCCAAAGACCUACUCAAGUACGCCAAGGACCCGAGCGUCCGCACCAUUCUAGUGGAAACCCUCGAUUCCUUCGAGUACACAAAGUCCUACGACGAGGGGCUCGCGCUACUUAUUGAGAUGUGGAAGAAGGAAAAGCCCAGAGUAUACAAGAACUAUGGCAAUGCCAUGCCCCCUCAACAGCUUACAGCCCGAACUCUGAACGCUCCUCCCUUCCAGCCCACGCCGUCCGACACAUACUUUGCCUCGUCCCAGCCCUCCGCCCCACGCUCCUCCCGCCUCCCCGACGCCGUUCAACUCGCCGCACGGCUCGAAGAGGCCCAAACCUCGGCCAAGCUCCUCACACAAGUUGUCUCCAACACGCCGCCACAAGAAAUACUCGACAACGACCUUGUCAAAGAGUUCGUGGGUCGCUGCCAGCGCGCGUCCCGCUCCAUACAGGGCUACAUGACGGCCGAGAACCCCGCACCCGACAACGACACGAUGGAAAACCUCCUCGACACGAACGAGCAGCUCCAGACCGCCCUCAACACGCACCAGCGCGCCGUCCUGAGCGCAAGAAAGCAGCUCGGCAUCUCGUCGAAUAACUCUCCCUCCCAUCCCGGGACCCCUAGUCCCGACCUACCCUUGGUAUCGGGCGCGAAUAACGGCACGGCGAACGGUAGUGGAAGUGGAAGCGGUGGCACCGGCAGCAGCAGGGCGCACGCAUCCUCGUCGCGCGCGGAGGGCGUCCCACCUCCCCCACCGCCGCGAGACGGCGCCGGCAAGGGUAAGGGUGCCGUGACACCGUACGCUGCCUCGACGAACGACGACCCGCGAGACCCCUUUAGGGACCCUCAAGACGAACCCGCUGUAGGCCCCAGGCCUAAAGCCUCCAUCUCGGGCGACGACCUCUUAAGACUCGGCUCCCUCGAGGUGGACUUUAACAAGUACGCGCUCUCUGGAUCUGCGGGCGGUUCCGGCUCGAGCAAUCGCGCGGGGAAGGAGCGUGAGACGGUUGAUACGACGACGGACGACGAUGACCUUUACGAUUCGGCGCCGAGGCAAAAGCAUAGUGCGGGGGGUAGCAGCUCCAGACCUUAG
Scedosporium apiospermum is the source of this 1443-nucleotide messenger RNA. RefSeq lists its product as uncharacterized. The transcript has 4 exons. The record is from RefSeq and is a predicted model, not a curated record. Gene Ontology annotation, molecular function: ubiquitin binding; phosphatidylinositol binding. Lineage: Eukaryota; Fungi; Ascomycota; Sordariomycetes; Microascales; Microascaceae. Bases 1 to 1443 code for a protein of 480 amino acids.